Molecule: messenger RNA, 1968 nt
Organism: Spea bombifrons (plains spadefoot toad)
Lineage: Eukaryota; Metazoa; Chordata; Amphibia; Anura; Pelobatidae
Gene: HTR5A
Product: 5-hydroxytryptamine receptor 5A
Exons: 2
Coding region: 282-1382 (366 amino acids)
Biological process (GO): G protein-coupled receptor signaling pathway, coupled to cyclic nucleotide second messenger; chemical synaptic transmission
Cellular component (GO): plasma membrane; dendrite
Molecular function (GO): neurotransmitter receptor activity; G protein-coupled serotonin receptor activity
Source: RefSeq, a predicted model, not a curated record
CUCAUGGAUCGGGGUGACUCCUCUGCUGAUCAGCGCACCAUUGAGUAGAAUGUUGGGAUAAAGAAGGUGGGUGGGCUUUGGAUUUGUUCUGUUUGGUAUCGAUUGCGAGAAGUCUCGCAAACUGAGAUCAUGUCUGUGCUGGGAAUGGGGGCUGUUUGUGUCCAAGAACUUCAGAGUUUAUUUUACUGGGGACCAGGGGAGAGCCAGAGCAGCAAACUGGCUGACCAUACCAAGAUGUACCCUCCUAAAGCAAGGGUGAUGUACCUCUCCCCAGGCUCUGGAUGGGCUCCCACUCACUAGCUACACUGUAUCCUCCUUGUGAGUGCUACCCAUUUGCACCAGAGAUUAGAAUGGAAUGGAACAUUACAGUAACUGCCAAUGGAAGCACAGGGGCAGAUCAUUUUGCCAAGCACCGCUUCUCUGUGUUCAGUGUCCUCAUACUAACUCUACUGGCCAUGCUGGUGAUAGCCACCUUCCUUUGGAAUGUACUAGUGCUGGUGACCAUUCUAAGAGUAAGAACUUUCCACCGAGUGCCCCACAAUCUGGUGGCAUCUAUGGCAAUCUCAGAUGUGAUGGUGGCUGCCUUGGUGAUGCCCCUAAGCUUGGUGCAUGAGCUGAAUGACCGCCGCUGGAGGUUGGGUAGGAUUCUUUGUCAUAUCUGGAUCUCCUUUGAUGUUCUGUGCUGCACAGCCAGCAUCUGGAAUGUGACAGCCAUCGCCUUGGACAGGUACUGGUCCAUCACCAGACACCUGGAAUACACUCUGAAGACAAGAAAGAGAAUUUCUAAUAUAAUGAUCCUGUUGACUUGGCUACUUUCUGCUGUCAUCUCCCUGUCCCCACUUUUUGGGUGGGGAGAGACCUACUCAGAGGUGAAUGAAGAGUGCCAAGUUAGCCAGGAUCCAUUCUACACCAUCUUCUCCACCUUUGGAGCAUUUUACCUGCCUCUUUGUGUGGUUCUUUUUGUCUAUUGGAAAAUCUACAAAGCUGCUAAAUUUCGGAUUGGGUCUAAAAAAUCAAACACCAUCACUCCAAUGCCAGAAGUCAUAGAGGUAAAAGAAGCCUCUCAUCAGCCUCAGAUGGUCUUCACUGUCAGACAUGCUACUGUCACCUUCCAGACAGAUGGAGACACCUGGAGGGAACAGAAAGAAAAAAAAGCUGCUCUCAUGGUGGGGAUCCUCAUCGGGGUCUUUGUUCUCUGUUGGAUCCCCUUCUUUAUCACAGAACUCAUUAACCCCCUGUGCUCCUGUGAUAUCCCUCCACUCUGGAAAAGUAUUUUCCUAUGGCUCGGAUACUCAAACUCUUUCUUCAACCCUCUGAUUUAUACCGCCUUUAACAAAAACUACAACAAUGCUUUCAAAAACCUGUUUUCAAGGCAGCGGUGAUCUCUUCAAGGAAAUACUUUUAAUCAGGAGAUGUCAUCAGUUGGCUGUCAUGUCAAUGCCCAGGGAUAUCAGUCAUACAACCACUGUGUGUUACUCUAGACCCAGCUAAACUGAUUUACAGUAUGUAUUCUGUGUUAAUGGACACGACUGUUGUAUGGCUUCUCUCUUCUCAUGGGUAACAAACCAGUAGCUUUGGGGAUGUAGUAGGUUGGACAGAAAGUUCUUAUGUUCUGCCCAGUGCCCACCAGUCAUAAACCCAGACUCCCUUUGUGUCUAAAACCACACUUGUUUUGUGUCAGGGAAGUGGGUUGGAUUAACAUACCUCAUCUUCUGAAGAUCCUCCUGGAAAGCAGAGAUGAUGCUGUUUUGUGUAACCACAAUGAGCGUUGCAUUAAGACAAGCGGUCAUUCAAAUCACUGCUUCCCAAGAGGAUCAGCUGUGUGGUUUUUAUGAUCAAGAAAGAAUUGUAUGCACUGUUUUCAUUCAAAGAACGUGGGAUCAACUGGAUCCUAGACAAAACACUAAUCAUUUAGCUCUUAGAAAACCCAUGAAUAAUACUGAAUGACGUUUUCGGUAUAAAUGACAU